Molecule: messenger RNA, 1858 nt
Organism: Cryptomeria japonica (Japanese cedar)
Lineage: Eukaryota; Viridiplantae; Streptophyta; Pinopsida; Cupressales; Cupressaceae
Product: pyruvate dehydrogenase (acetyl-transferring) kinase, mitochondrial
Exons: 6
Coding region: 461-1576 (371 amino acids)
Biological process (GO): protein phosphorylation; regulation of glucose metabolic process
Cellular component (GO): mitochondrion
Molecular function (GO): pyruvate dehydrogenase (acetyl-transferring) kinase activity
Source: RefSeq, a predicted model, not a curated record
UCAGAUUCCUGCCCGCCCUUUCACGAUCGAUCUUGCCACGUCACACCUUGAAAGCAAACACACGGAGAACUCUCUGACGAUUUUGCAGACAAUAGUAUGCCAUGUCAUCCAUUCCUUCGGGACGAAAUGUGUUUUAACAUGUUUUUGCAGUAAAUUCUCUGUUGAAGAAGGUUACCAAAUCCGUUGAAGAUAGUAGAAAAUUUUCGCAUUGUGUGGCUGCGAGUUGAAUCCUUGACUUAUUGAGACAAGAAAAUACGAGAAAUACAUUAAAAAAACCCUCCUUUCUGUCGAUGCGCCCGCAGGAUUUUGUUCCUGUAGAAGAUUCUUCUAGGCUUGGAUCACGAUGUGCAGUGAAUUUUUUAAAUAUUUUCGAUUAAUUUGAAGUUUACAAGGGUUUUUGUAUUUGUUUUCUUUAUCAUUUCUUUUGUGGAGGUGGUGUGAUUUGAACCGGCGAUCUGGCAUGGCUUUGCCAUACCUGGCCUCUGCUGCGAGGCGGGCCAUUGAACGCGGUCUGGCCGAGGAGAUAAAAAAAUGCAGCCUGAUGAAGCAGACAGGGGUUAGCUUAAAGCACAUGAUGGAGUUUUCGUUGCAUCCGAGUGACAAUUAUUUGCUAUUUUCGGCUCAAUUUUUGCACAAGGAAUUGCCAGUCAGGCUUGCGCACCGCGUGACAGAGUUGGAGAAUUUGCCGCACGGACUUUCUUCUCAGGACGAAGUUUUAAAGGUCCGUGAUUGGUACGUCGAUUCAUUUAGGGAUUUGCGUACUUUCCCAGAUGUACAAGAUUCAAAGGAUGAGUUGAAGUUUACAGAGUUGAUUAAUCAAAUUAAGAUGCGCCACAACAAUGUAAUGCCAACAAUGGCCGUUGGUAUCCACAAAUUGAAGCAAGCCUUGGGGCGUAAGCAAGGAUUGAAUGAGCUUCCAGAAAUACAUCAAUUUUUGGAUCGAUUUUACAUGUCCCGUAUUGGCAUUCGUAUGCUUAUAGGUCAGCAUGUUGCUUUGCAUGACCCAAAACCUCUACCGGGUUAUGUAGGCCUUAUAUGUACAAAGGUCUCACCUGUUAUAGUAGCACAGAAUGCCAUUGAUGAUGCAAGAUGUGCAUGCAUGCGAACAUAUGGUACUUCUCCAGAAGUUCAUGUUUAUGGGGAUCCAAGCUUCACAUUUGCAUAUGUGCCAACUCAUUUGCAUCACAUGGUGUUUGAAUUGGUAAAGAAUUCAUUGCGAGCAGUUCAAGAAAGAUAUAUUGAUUCUGAUCACGAUUGCCCACAUGUUAGGGUUGUGGUUGCUGAUGGACUUGAGGAUAUUACUAUCAAGAUUUCUGAUGAAGGAGGUGGAAUUCGCAGGAGUGGAUUGCCAAAAAUCUGGACAUAUUUCUACAGCACUGCACAGACUCCAGUAGAUGGACCGCAAAUACAAGAACUGCCUUCUGUUAUGGCUGGUUAUGGUUAUGGCCUUCCCAUCAGUAGACUUUAUGCAAGAUAUUUUGGAGGUGAUUUGCAGAUUAUUUCCAUGGAAGGCUAUGGGACAGAUGCAUACUUGCAUCUAAAUAGACUUGGAAAUGUGCAGGAGCCAUUGCCCUGAAAUUCUGAACAUAAUGUAUGGUUUACUGACUGAUUUUUAGUGUUCCACUCUUACUUUUAGAAUAAUGUCAAUAGUUAAUUGACAUUUUUGGAAGCAUCAUGCUGUGAUACUGCAAUUCCGAUUUGCUUCAGGAUAUUGAGGCAUUGGAUGUGAUGAAAUAUGCCCCAUCCAAGGUAUAUUUUGUUAUUUUCUACAGCAAAUAUUGAUUUGCAAUUGUCAAGAACAACAGAAAAGAUCUGCAUGAUUUAUAGAUAUGUGACAUGAUAUCAAUGUUUACAGAUA